Sphaeroforma arctica JP610 is the source of this 1446-nucleotide messenger RNA. RefSeq lists its product as hypothetical. The record is from RefSeq and is a predicted model, not a curated record. NCBI's taxonomy places the organism in Eukaryota, Ichthyosporea, Ichthyophonida. The transcript is spliced from 7 exons. The coding region runs from base 33 to 1055 and encodes 340 amino acids.
UAGGUAUCAGAGACCACUACGCGUGGUGGGGCAUGAACGAGGGCCGCGACAACGCUGGUAAACUCUUCCUGAUCCAACAAUUCGGGAAAUACGGGCAUCAAGAUGGUCGUGGGUCUGAUGCUGGAUCACCCUUUGGCCCUCGCACACCGUCUCGUCGAUCUCACGAUGCGAUGUCACCGUCAACCCAGCCAUCCCGCAAAAGUACCGAACCGAAUCUGAGUCUGCCGGCUCCGAAGCCGAUGCGGGCCACACAUAGUUUUUCCAGCUUGUCCAACGACAGAUCGGAACGCCUCCAUAUAGACCCAGACAUCCGCGUGCCUGCGCACCCAGACCGGCGACACAGUCCCCUAAUUCAGCCGAAUCAACUCAAUGCCACGAAUUCGACAACUACGCCAAAUCCGACGCCAAAGAACUUGGACACGGCGUCGUCGGCGGCAAAACUUACGGAUACGGCGUCAGCGACAUCGUUUAUAGUCACGCAGGAAGAUUCCACCGAGUUUGUACACAACACAAGCACAGAUCAAUCGAUGCCGCCUUUAGAAUCCUUAGCUGUUGACGCCGAUGUUUCGCCUAGGCCAUCAGGCAGCAGUACGCCCAUAUGGAAGCGCCGAGGUGCCCCAAUAAUAAGGCAUGAAGUUUUCUUCGACGACAACGCCAGCGUAGUCCCACAUCCAAACAAGCGGAAUAUUGUUGAUGUCAGGUGGCUGGAGGGUGACCAUCCCGGAGAGCAGGUGGAAAUGGACUUGUUUGCGCAUCGUUAUGUAGUGCGUGUAUCGCCGCUAAUGGCUAUACUUGAUCCGCACUACUUUAUCAAUGAAGUUCACGAAGUCUGUCGCAGAACGCGACACGCGGAUAAAGACAGAGGAGUUGUUAGAACAAGGCGGUCGACGCUAAGUGGACCGCUGCCGAGUACCUUGGUGGAGACCCUCGAGCAAUACGUGCAGCAGGCAGGCGAUAAAGAAGGUCGCGAUCUAGUUAUAUCCCGCACAGAGGAUAGUUUAGAGGUGGCUCGCGAUGAAGUAGAUAGUACUAGUCACGCGUCUAGUAGCUCCUGAUGGUGUAUACUAUAGAAUAUAUUAGAGACAUCCUUUUUUCUUUUAAAUAAAAUAGUCUAGUAUUAGUUUAGCUAGGUGAGCUGCAGUCUUGUUCUAUACCGAUUGAGUUGUAUAGUGUUUUUGAGCUGCUGUAUGUAGACUAAUUUUACAUUUUGAAAUCCAAUAGAGGUGCAAGCUUGUUGGGUGUGGAAGACGCGCAUGGAAAGAGUACUUUAGUUUGAGCACCCCCUCCUCUUUCCCCUCCAUUACCAAGUAUCUCAUUCGAGAGUUGUCGAUGCGGUUCCAAGUUGUAAACAAGUUCGGUACUUGUAGAAUAAAUAAGCUAUCCAAUUUAAGCCUAUUGUCUUAUUUGCUUUACGAGCAGAUGGUGCGGAGUCGCUUACUUUGGUCA